AUGUGGAAGGGGAAUGUAGAGCAGAUAGAGCACGACGCGCUGAGGGAGACGGACACGGGAGAUCUGGUGGACAGCUUACGGGUGUCGUUUUUCUUGCACAUCUACCACGAGAAUCAGACUGCGGGAGGGAUCAAAUCCUUGCUGUACCUGCGCGAGGCCAUUACCAAGGCCCAGCUUCUACGAGUUGACCGUGAGGCGACAUACUCCUCCUUAGAUGGCUCUGACCAGCAGCUUCUUCGACGGCUGAUCUGGUUAUUGUUCGUCACCGAGCGAGGCGUUGCGAUGCUUCACAAGCUUCCUGUCGUUCUUCGCCCGAAUACAUUGUUUCCCUGGGCCACCGAUCAUUCCCGUGAUGAGGUGCUCCCUGCAUUUCUGAAGCUCGUCCACCUCUUCUACGUCUUUGAUCAGUCCGGCAUCUUUGAGCUCUUGCGCAACUCGGACACCGACGUCUCCAGCAUGGAGGCUCUGGCCAGAGGCUGCCUCGAGCUUCUCCAGCGGAAGCUUGUCGACAGCGACAGAAGCGGCGACGGGGACGGAGGCAGCAGCGACGUGCAAAAGGCUGACAUCUUUGUCACGAGGCAAUGGAUGCGAGCCGUGUUGUGGAGGGCGGCGAAGAAAUUUGGCGUCGUCGUGGAUGGCAUUGAUCCGGUUGGUGUCGCUUGUGAGUUUCUUGCUCUCGUGAGCCGACUGCCGACGACGGCGUUGGAGUCGCAAGGCCCGACACUUGAGUUCAAGACGUAUGAGAUUGCCACCGCUGUCGUGGACGCGGUGAUGGACAGACCUCACUCCCCUCCGACGACAGCUACAACACAACUCACAAUGGCGUGGGCAGAACCUCGAAACACCGGCAUGGUCUACCGCCGCCUCGGGCGGUCCGGCCUUCAUGUCUCAGCCAUCAGCCUGGGCAGCUGGCUGACCUACGGCGGAUACGCAGACGAAGAGAAGACGCUGGCCUGCGUCAAGAAGGCGUACGAUCUGGGCAUCAACUUCUUCGACACGGCAGAGAACUACACCGCUGGCAAGGCGGAGAUUGCGCUGGGAAACGCCAUUAAGAAAUUCGGCUGGAAGCGGAGCGACUUGGUCAUUAGCACGACUGAUGGGUGUCCGAACGAAGAGAUCAAUUGGGGUGCGCAAAAUGGCGAGAUUCUCGUUAACAACCACGGCCUGUCACGAAAGCACAUCAUUGAGGGCUUGGAAGCCUCGCUUGAGCGCCUGGGUCUGAAAUAUGUCGACAUCGUCUACGCGCAUCGCCCUGACAGGCUGACGCCGAUUGAGGAGACUGUGAGGGCAUUCAACUAUGUGAUUGACAAGGGCAUGGCUCUUUACUGGGGCACAUCUGAAUGGAGUGCCGAGGAGAUUGCCGAAGCAGUCGGCGUGGCUCGAGACCUACGGAUGAUCCCACCCAUCGUCGAGCAGCCCUUCUACAACAUGCUCGUGCGCAACAAGGUCGAGGGCGAGUUCCAGCGCCUCUACGCACGCCACGGCCUCGGCCUGACGACCUUCAGCCCCAUCAAGAUGGGCAUCCUCUCGGGCAAGUACAACGACGCCGUCGACGGCAAGCUGCCGCCCGACUCCCGCUUCGGCUCCAGCCAGGACAAGUUCGCCAAGUUCAUGCGCGAGAAGAUCGGAUCGUCGGGCGACGACGAGUGGAAGAAGGAGAUCGAGACGGUCAGGAGGCUCAAGCCCGUGGCGGACAAGCUGGGUAUCUCGCAGAGCCAGCUGGCCGUGGCGUGGUGCCUCAAGAACGAGAACGUGAGCAGCGUCAUCACGGGCGCGAGCAAGCCGGAGCAGAUCGAGGAGACGGUCGGCGCGCUGAAGAUUCUGGAUAAGCUGACGCCGGAGGUCAUGGCUGAGAUUGAUGAGAUUACGGGGGCCAAGGUGACUCUUGACCCGGCGAGGCAGGACUAA
Messenger RNA from Clonostachys byssicola, 1908 nucleotides. The record is from the annotation of a GenBank genome assembly. NCBI's taxonomy places the organism in Eukaryota, Fungi, Ascomycota, Sordariomycetes, Hypocreales, Bionectriaceae.